Penicillium daleae is the source of this 1077-nucleotide messenger RNA. RefSeq names its product WD40 repeat domain-containing protein. Gene Ontology annotation, cellular component: catalytic step 2 spliceosome. The coding region runs from base 1 to 1077 and encodes 358 amino acids. The transcript is spliced from 3 exons. Lineage: Eukaryota; Fungi; Ascomycota; Eurotiomycetes; Eurotiales; Aspergillaceae. Gene Ontology annotation, biological process: mRNA splicing, via spliceosome. The record is from RefSeq and is a predicted model, not a curated record. Gene Ontology annotation, molecular function: protein binding.
AUGCCCCCGAAACAAUUCGCAAAGCGACAUCUGCAUACUCUCAAAACGCACAAUGGCCCCGUUAACGCGGUCACCUUUUCUAGCUACCCUGGCACGUACGUCCUAACAGGCUCCUCGGACCGUGCCAUUCACCUCUCUCGUGCCGUUCCCAGCAAUGCAGAAAACUCUGCGACUCCGGUAGAAACAACUACCCCGAUCCAGCGGUACGAAGCACACGGUUACUCGGUACUUGACAUAGCUGUCGCCGCGGACAAUGCACGCUUCGCUAGUGUGGGAGGCGAUCGGCAGGUUUUCUUGUGGGAUGUUGAACAGGGAGGGACUACGAGGCGAUGGACUGGACAUAAUAGCAAAGUCGAGGCCGUGCAGUUUGCGGGAGAGGGUGAUUCCGUGGUAGUUUCUGGCAGUGCAGAUACAACCAUUAAUCUAUGGGAUACCCGGUCCAACGCCAACAAGCCUAUCCAAACUCUCACCGAAGCGAGUGACACCGUGUCGUCGUUACAUGCGCAUAUGCCUACGUAUUCAAUUGCCAGCGGUAGCUAUGACGGCCAUGUCCGUGUUUAUGAUGUUCGCAUGGGCAAGACAACGGUCGACGUUCUGGCGCAUCCUGUGACGAGUGUACGGUGCUCGGCAGAUGGCAAUGCGUUGUUGACAUCAACGCUGGAUAGUUACAUCCGAAUGAUAGAUCGUACGGAUGGAACGCUCCUCACGGCUUUUGGCGGACCUCCUAAGAAAGACGAGCAACCUGUGCAGGACUUACUCAACACCAAGCCUCGCCCUACUUACCACAACACCGAGUUGCGAGUUCGCUCUGUCUUUGCACAAGGCGAUGCUGUGGUUCUCAGCGGCAGUGAAGCCGCUCCCAAAGGCGAUGACGCUGCACUUGGAGCAGCUGUCUUCGCAUGGGAUGUAUUAAGUGGUGAGACCCUUGCGACGGUGUCAAUGGGAGAGGCGGUCAAGGCCGUGAGCUGCGUGGCAUGGAACGAGAAGGGCUACUGGGCAGCCGGAUGUGCGGAUAGUAAGUGGCGGUUCAUUUUACUGAGAGAUGAAUUUCAUGGCUGUAUUGGACUCAAGUGCUGA